UCCAUCCAUCCAUCCCACCACCCAUCCACCCAUCCACCCAACCCCUUCAUCUGUGCAAUCAUUCCAGCCUGCCAUUCCCCUUUUUCAUUCACUGUCUUUCUCCCCAGGCUAGACCCCAACCUUUCUCUCCCUCUUCCAGCAGGAGCAGGUGGCCUGGCACCUGGCGUGGGAGGUCUUGCUCCUGGUGUAGGUGGCCUGGCACCUGGUGUAGGUGGCCUGGCACCUGGCGUGGGAGGUCUUGCUCCUGGUGUAGGUGGCCUUGCUCCUGGUGUAGGUGGCCUUGCUCCUGGUGUAGGUGGCCUUGCUCCUGGUGUAGGUGGACUUGCUCCUGGUGUAGGUGGACUUGCUCCUGGUGUAGGUGGCCUGGCCCCUGGCAUUGGAGGUGUUCCAGGUGUUGGAGGUCCAGCAGCAGCCGCAAAAGCAGCAGCUAAGGCAGCCAAAUAUGGUGCUGGUGUUGGAGGGGUGCCAGGUGCUGUGCCCGGUGCUCCUGGUGUGCCAGGAGUGACACCUGGCAUCGGUGGUGUCCCCGGCUUAGUGCCAGGUGUAGGGGUGCCCGGUGCCGGCGUUCUCCCCGGAGCAGGCAUCCCCCAGGUCGGGGUGCAGCCUGGUGCUAAGCCUCCCAAAUUCGGUGUGCCCGGGGCUGGGGUCCCAGGGGUCGGUGGCAUCCCAGGUGGCCUCGGAGUUGGUGGCCUCGGAGUUGGUGGCCUCGGUGCUGGUGGCCUCGGUGCUGGGCUCUUGUAUCCAGGAGCUGCUGGAAAACCUCCUAAGCCAGGGGCUGGAGUUCCCGGUUUUGGUGUGUCACCGAUAUUUCCAGGUGGGGUUGGUGGCCAGCUGGGAUUUGGCGGGAAGCCCCCCAAGACCUACGGAGGAGCCCUGGGGGCCCUGGGCUUUAGAGGUGGAAUUGGCUGUGCACAAGGGAAAUACUGCGGGAGGAAGCGGAAGUAACCGCCCACCGUCACCGAUGACCUCAUGAACUUUGGUGCUACUGCAUGGUCCAGAAUGUAAAUCCCCACCAAGCUGAGACCCCCCCCCCCGGCCCCACGCUCCCGUCAGGGACCCCACGGCAGCGUCAGGGGCCGCCCCCCCACCCUGGGAACCCCCCCAGCCCCAGCAGGGAGUGCGGAAUAAACUGCGGGGAACAGCCAUCCCCCUUGGUGCUAUCGCUCCUUGCGGGAGGGCCUGGGACCCCCACC
Molecule: messenger RNA, 1193 nt
Organism: Centrocercus urophasianus (Greater sage-grouse)
Lineage: Eukaryota; Metazoa; Chordata; Aves; Galliformes; Phasianidae
Product: elastin-like
Exons: 11
Molecular function (GO): extracellular matrix structural constituent
Source: RefSeq, a predicted model, not a curated record